This is a messenger RNA of Serpula lacrymans var. lacrymans S7.9, 204 nucleotides long. RefSeq lists its product as uncharacterized. The record is from RefSeq and is a predicted model, not a curated record. The annotation marks the transcript as partial. The transcript has a single exon. NCBI's taxonomy places the organism in Eukaryota, Fungi, Basidiomycota, Agaricomycetes, Boletales, Serpulaceae.
AACUGCCACCUUCAAGGCACAGAUAUCCCCAUCAACGUUCACGCUCCCAAACACCGCCUCGACGUAUUCACGAACGAGCUACUCAACGACCUAGCCGCGUUGCUUUCCACCCCGACACAGAUGACAAUAGCGUUUGGGCUACAGGUCGUCAUCUACACCGCUCGGCUACGCCUUUUGCCGAUGAUGAAGAUGAAGACCCCCUGA